Messenger RNA from Coniophora puteana RWD-64-598 SS2, 906 nucleotides. RefSeq lists its product as uncharacterized. The record is from RefSeq and is a predicted model, not a curated record. Bases 1 to 906 code for a protein of 301 amino acids. The transcript has 5 exons. NCBI's taxonomy places the organism in Eukaryota, Fungi, Basidiomycota, Agaricomycetes, Boletales, Coniophoraceae.
AUGUCUGUCGCCAUCGUGGUGGGAAUGCUCGGUCUUGCCAACGGCAUUCGUUGUUCGGAAAGCAAUGGCAGUUCGCAGACGUUCUACUGUUACUACGAUUCCGCACUUCACUGCAGUCAAACGCGGUCCGCGCCCGCGCAAAUUCGUGUGUACAGCCCGAAGCGCGAUCAAGUCCUUCCCAACGACACGGUGGCUUUUGUCAUUGCGAAGGCUUACUUCGAGCGGGGCGGCACCAUCCUCCUCGACACUCAACCGCAGCAGUUCUUUCCGAUUCCGGGAGACCCCUCGGACGAGCACUACUUGGACCACGUGCCCGAAUUCAGCCACCCUAUGCUGUUCGCUGUUGGUCGAGUGUGCCCGACGUCGUCUGGUGACAGUGUCGCGUCUCCUGUCCGACGCUUUGAUCUUGCAGUGUCGGAAUACGUCCGCAACAGCACUCAACAUAGCACUGUUGAACUCGCUUGCGACACUUCUACUUUGCGUUGGGCAAACACACCCACGCCCUCCGUCAAUACCGGCGUAGGUGUCCUCGCCGUCGCUAGUGGGGUGACGACAGCUGGGGUGAUGCGGUUCGACCUCCUAUCUUUGGCGUUGAAUGUGUCGCCUUCCGUGGCUGUUGGCGGAGGCACUCUUAACGCAGGGAAUGGCGGCGACGACGCGCCCUCUUUGAAGCGCAAGCGUUUCUCAGCGUACGCCAGUGACGAACGUCGCGCGUCAACCCCCAUCCACGCCUCGCCUCACAGGUCCGAUACGUCUGCCGUUGGUGAUGAGACAAAGCAGCAAAAUGAACCAAGCGCCAAAACUAUUGCCAUUGAAGCAGAGAGCGGGGUAACCAGCAGCACAAACGCAGAGGAUAUCAGCAUUCAAUUCAGAGACGAAUGUAGUAAGUCGCAAGAGGUUCAUUAA